GUACCCGGAUGUGUGACGUCAUAUAACCGAGACGACGAUAGCGAGGGAGGUGACUUGUUGAACAACCUUUUUAGGUUUUAAUACAUGUCCCGUCAGUAAACAGACCCAGCAUUUUCACAAUGUUGGCUUGUAAGUGGAUCUUAACCGGCACCACGGUCUCUGCUCUCCGGGUUCAUCGCAGUCGCAAAGUCGUUGUGUCCGGCCAUGUCCAGAGAUGGCUGUCCUCACAAACGGACGGAGAGGCACGCAUCUCGAACGUGCUGAAGGAGAAGUUCCCUUCAGCCACAUCCCUUAAAGUCGUGGAUAUAUCAGGUGGUUGUGGAGCAAUGUAUGAGAUCCAUAUAGAGUCCAAUGAGUUCAAAGGAAAAAGGACCAUCCAACAGCACCAAUUAGUUAAUCAAGCACUCAAGGAGGAGAUUCAAGGAAUGCACGGGCUGCGAAUAUUUACUGAUGUUCCAAAACAUUAGAGAGAAUGUCCUUCCACUGUUGACCCACAUCUUUAUGUAUCUAUCAUACGUUCUAUAAACUGUAGUUAGUAAUAUUUCAGUGGCAGAGGAACAUUGUUGCAUUGUUUAUGGCAGUUAUACAUUAACAGUGGUAAAGAAUGAAAUGUAUGGUUUCAGUUAUCUUAUUGUUUUUAAUUGUGAGAUAUCAUCUACUAGUACAUUAAGCAGGCCAACGCUACAAUACGCACAAAAUGACAUGGGAGAGGGAAGAAAUGUCAUGUAUGUUUCUUCAAACUGUUUUUUUUCUCAGGGUUGAUAACAUGAGUGUAACAAUAAGCAUUCAAGGAAAAAGUAAAUAUCAUUGUCCUGAAUGUUGGAGAAUGAUCACACUCUUUUUUUCUGGAGAAGUAUUUUUCAAUGUAACAUAAAUUGUGUAAGAGCCA
Messenger RNA from Pungitius pungitius (ninespine stickleback), 889 nucleotides. It is a transcript of the gene bola3, whose product is annotated as bolA family member 3. Lineage: Eukaryota; Metazoa; Chordata; Actinopteri; Perciformes; Gasterosteidae. Bases 120 to 467 code for a protein of 115 amino acids. Gene Ontology annotation, cellular component: mitochondrial matrix. The record is from RefSeq and is a predicted model, not a curated record. The transcript has 4 exons.